AUGCCUUUUCCUCCCAUCAGCCUGCACCAGCGCAUCUCUUCUCCAGGCAGGGAUUUAUUUGGGAAGAAGAAACCCAGCGCUGUGCCUACUCAACCAGAGCUCACCAGCAAACCGGGAGCGGAUAAGAUUUCGGAAAAGGAGAAGCAGCCGUCGCCCUGGACAGCUGCUAAUUUACGGAAUCUCGGGAGAAAACCUCAGCAGGAGAAGAGCAAAAGUCCGUUUCACAAAGCGGACGAUCCUCAGGGAAAGUGGCUGUCUGUGCCCAAACCUCAGGAACCGUGCGAAGUGGUGAGACGCUCCACUUCUAUGGACUCAGCGAAGCCACAGGGGAAAGAUGAAGCCAAGAAGGACAUUCAGUUUACUCUCAGCCUGACCCCAGAAGCCAUACUCGUGAUUCAGAAACGCAACUUAGAAAAGCAGAUGAUGGCGAAGCAGCAGAAAUGUUGCGCCGCGGCGGACUUCAGGCACCGGCGAGUUUUCCCGUCCAAAAAGGCGCAAGGGACGAGCAAAGGAUGCGUCCCCAGCAGCGCGUCAGGGAAACCAGACCCCCAAGAACAGGACAUCACUGCCAUAGUCAAAAUAUCACUGUUAAAUGACCAGUACAAGUACGAUGACGUGGAGUAUGAGGAUGAGGAUGGGGGCGUGGAUGAGACGGUGGUGAGGAAAUGUAAAGAGUGGCUGAAAGGGGUGGAAAACGCUGCCGCUUUGGGGAAAGUGGACAAACACGCUGCACUUCCGCAUCUUAAAGGAUGCUGA
Knipowitschia caucasica is the source of this 756-nucleotide messenger RNA. Lineage: Eukaryota; Metazoa; Chordata; Actinopteri; Gobiiformes; Gobiidae. The record is from the annotation of a GenBank genome assembly.